AUGCUCACCGACAGCACCACCCUCCGCCAGUCCGUUGGAAACCUCAACCAAAGAUCUGACUGCAUCGACUAUCCCCCCACCGAUGAUCUUGAUGUUCUUGAUAUGGAGGACCGUGAGAAUUUGGUAAAACACUUGUGGGGUGUGCAUAUGAACAGCAGGCGGAUCAGGUUGCCGGGUUUUUGGCAGGAUGCUUUUGUGGCAGCACAUGAGGACUUAACCAGCGAGUUCCCCGAAGUUCGGGAGGCAGCCAUUUCAGAGAUUGCUGGGAUGUCUGUGGGCUAUAUUGAACUCGAGCCCCCUCCUCUCCAUACGUUGAUAUGUCUAUAUAGUCACUCUAAGAAUAAGGACAAUGGUAGUGUAACUGCAGAUGAUUGA
Messenger RNA from Fraxinus pennsylvanica, 375 nucleotides. The record is from the annotation of a GenBank genome assembly. NCBI's taxonomy places the organism in Eukaryota, Viridiplantae, Streptophyta, Magnoliopsida, Lamiales, Oleaceae.